Messenger RNA from Eurytemora carolleeae, 1005 nucleotides. Its product is annotated as histone-lysine N-methyltransferase SETD7. Gene Ontology annotation, molecular function: protein binding. NCBI's taxonomy places the organism in Eukaryota, Metazoa, Arthropoda, Copepoda, Calanoida, Temoridae. The record is from RefSeq and is a predicted model, not a curated record.
GAAUGACCGAUUAACAGGGAAAGUAGUUUAUUUCUAUCCAAACUUGUGGCUCACCAUAUUAGCUGAAUUCAAGGAUGGUAAAAUGGUAAAUGGCGAGGAGUGUAUUCUGAUAGAUAUACAACUAGAGGAAGGUUUUCUUCUGAAACCUAUUCUUCAAAAUCUGAAUAAUGGAAGAAAACUGGAAUAUGAACAUCCAACUGCCACACGGAUGGGCCAACAUUUAAAGCAGAGAGAUAUGUUUGAAAAUAUCUCAGUUUAUAUUUCACAGUCUAGGGUUCAAGGAGCAGGCGAAGGACUCUUUGCAAAAUCAAGAAUUCAAAAAGAAAAUAUAAUUUGUUUCUUUAAUGGGGUCAGGAAGAGAAAACUAUUCCGUACUGUGGCUGGGGUUGAUGAAGAAUUCAGUGAUUACAGAAUAGAACUUGAUUACCAAAUUAGCUUGGAUGUGCCUGAUCAGUUUACAAGUAUUUCAAGUUACAAUGCAACCUUGGGACAUAAAGCCUGCCAUUCCUUCAAUCCAAACUCAUAUUUUUCACAAGUUUAUCAUCCCAGAUUUGGAGAAAUCAUCAGUUUAAUUGCAUACCGGGAUAUACUAGAAGGAGAAGAGAUUCUUGUAAAUUAUGGAUACAACUUUCAGGGUGCUCCUACCUGGUAUAAAAAUCAGUGGAUGUAUCAUCUAAGGAAAGAAUAUCAAUGGUCUAUGGAAGACGUGCAAAGGUACGGAGAAUCAGUGUACAGUUGUCCUGCAGCUCUGAGAUCAGCUGACAGUCUUAUUAAAUCAAGAAAAUCCCAAUCUUGUUUUAAAUAUUAACAUUCUCAAUCAUAACCACUGGGAAUACCGUAAUCACUGGGAAUAGAGUUGAAAAAAAAUUACAUCUUAUCAUGAGAAUAAAAUUCAAAAAUAUGUUUUGUGUUGAUAUCCAGUAAUAAUCUCUUUUUCAGUUUAUUUGUUUGUUUGUUUGGAUGUACGAUCAUAACUCCUUAACCAAUAAACCAGUUUACCUUUGA